UCGAUGAAAAUGUACAAGUGAUGGGGGAGAUCCGGGCACCGUCCUGCAUGUUGGAUUUAAUCUCAUUGGACAAAAGCUAUUGUUUCUGAUCCGGUGGAGGAUUUUUUUUUUCUGUGAUAUAAAUUGUUUUUUUGUGUUUUUUUUUUUAUACAUCUUCCCUUCUUCUAUGGGAAUCAGCUGACAGCAUGGGGAUACUGCUAUUUUUCGCCGUCUUGCAAGUGGGGACAGUCGGUUUGGUGACUGCCGGCUGCCCGGUGAUGUGCGAGUGUCCGGUGGGGCCUGCAUCCUGUCCCCCAGGGGUCAGCUCGGUACCAGACGGUUGCGGCUGCUGCAAGGUGUGCGCUGCUCAGCUCAACCAGGAUUGCCACGAGGGGCGGCCUUGUGACCACCACAAAGGCCUGGAGUGCAACUACGGCAACGAUGUGGGCCGUACCCAUGGCAUCUGCAGGGCAAAGGCCGAGGGCCGGUCAUGCGAAUACAACGGGCGGAUUUAUCAAAACGGUGAGAAUUUCAACGCCGGCUGCAAGCACCAGUGCACCUGCAUCGAUGGAGCGGUGGGCUGCGUGCCCCUCUGCCCCAGCCACGUGCCCCUGGCGUCACCCUCCUGUCCCGCACCACAGCUGGUCAAGGUGCCGGGCCAGUGCUGCCUCACCAUCGACUGCCACAAGGGCACCACCGUUGUGCCCCAGGUGCACCGCCGACCCCAGCCGCCGGCCUACCCGCCUUACCCCUUCAUUCCAUACCCGGCCUACCCCUUCCCGAAGCCUUACCCGAAGCCCUACCGGAAGUUGUACCCCUACAAACCCAAAAAGGAGAAGGACGCCCUGGGCAACGAGCUGGUGGAGGUUGGGCGCAAGUGGGACAAGCCACGUGGAAACAAGCACCUGGCAGCCUGGAGGCAGGUGGGAGAUCAGUGUGUGGUCCAGACUACUUCCUGGUCCCAGUGCUCUCGGAGCUGUGGGAUGGGCGUCUCCUCUCGGGUCACCAAUGACAACGCCCGGUGUAAGCUGAUCAAGGAGACGCGUCUAUGCAACAUCCGGCCCUGCAGCUCCAUGUCUAUCCCCGUCAAGAGAGGAAGGAAGUGCUCCCGCACCCACAAGGCCCCUGAGCCCCACCGCCUGUCCUACGCGGGCUGCAGGAGCACCCGCCUGUACAGACCCAACUACUGCGGAGUGUGCAGGGACGGCCGCUGCUGCUCGCCCCGCCGCACACGCACCGCCAGCGUGAGCUUUGCCUGCCCUGACGGCGAGCGCUUCAGCAGGUCCGUGAUGUUCAUCCAAUCCUGCAAGUGCAGCGACGAGUGCAACCACCUCAACGAGGCCGCCAUGCCUCCCCAGCGGUGGCUCUACGGAGACACGCACAAGUUCAUCGACUAGCCGUAUCACCCCAUCCUCCCACCCCAACCUACAUUCCUUCACAAUAAAACAAGAGACAUCAACUUCCCCCAUAGUGGUCCCCAUUAUAGAAUAGCUGUCCUUAGUGUAUCUAUAAGUAGACGCAAGCGAGCUAAACAAGUGGAAUCGUCUUUUCUGAGAGAUUAUUUCAGGAGGAACGGGGAGGAGGAGAAGGAAUUGGACGGGAGCAAAGUUACCAGCCCCUGCUUUAGUGUAGAUAAAAAGUUGUUUCUGGCCUGGCCAGACUGCUACAGACUGUGACAAAAACAUUAUGCAAAAACGUGGACACAACCAGCCGCCAUGUUGCUGCCAUGCACCAAGACUGUCCCCUGAACUUUUGAGACUUUUGUUGGGGACGCUGGAGCAAGAGCUGACACACACACUGACGUAACUGUUGGUGUUUCUCUUGUUGGAGGCGUUGAUUCACAUCACAGUCACCAAGCAACAGGUCUGACUGGCCAAUAAGAGAAUUGGUCCGACGUUGGUUUGUAGCCAAAUAUAAAAACCUGCUGGAAUCAUGCAAAUCUGCGCACUCCCAAAAACGCAGUAUUGAUAAACCAAAUGAAAUAUCUCAGAGAAGACAUGACAGCGAAAAAUUGGGCUUGUGACGGUGGAAAAUGGAGGAGCGUCUCAGAUGUUCUUCCAAAAGCGGCCUGUGUCUUUUUAUGGUAUUUAUUCACUGGUAUUUAUUGUUGAGACAGACCUGAUGACACGGUGGCCUGCCACCAGGGAAGGGCGGAGCUGCUAUGUUUGGAGCACCAGCUUGACUGAAAUGGGGGGAGGGGGGUUUCUGGGGGUGGGACAAAACAGCUGAGAGCUGUCAGCAACGAAAGGACUCCCACAGAUCUGGGGCUUGACCCCCUCUCCCAGGUUCUCAUUGGAGGUCAGAGCUGUCAGAGAGCCGUAUCUAAUGAUGGACGAUGAAGGCUACGGUACAAGGAGGUAUGUACUAGGAAAAGACCGAGUUGAACCUGACGGGUCGAGGCUUUGUACGCAUUAGUGGGUAAUAUGUCAAAGGUUGUUUACACAGCUGGACUCAUCCCAUGCCUUGCCUCCGCGAGAAACUAAGACAUUUAGCAAGCACCAGAGGAACAAGCUUGGGAUUCUGGCGCCGAGACGUCGACCGCCUGAUUCUGCGCAAAUUACAAUCCAGACUCAUGACAGCGACAGCGAGAGAUCAGCCACUCUCUGGUUCACUGUAAAAAUAAAAUUUUAAAACGGAGUGUGCUGAGGUAAUCGUGUAAUUUGUGACUUGCGGGCGAAGCCGCUCUGGCCCUGUAAUCAAGCAGCAUGCCAGUUCAAUGAAACAAAACGAUACGUCCAUGCUUCUUCAUGUUAUUAGUGGCGUCUGUUGCUGAGGAAUGCUGUCGACGGCCGGGUUGUCAGAUGACGUCAACCGUCAUGGGCAGAGAGGAACUUUACGGCUCUGAUGACAGGGUCAAGGCUUCCGGGCGUCUUUGAAAACUUAUUCCCAAGGACAUUUUGGAGGAGAAUUCUGAAUUAUUCUCAUAUUUUUUGGCCAAAGUCCUUUACUAUGACUAAAGAGCCCAGGCAUCUCACUAAACUGGGAUUUAGGUUCAAGUUUGCGCACCUUACGACAGCCUGGAUUCGAGACCUUUGAUCUCAUGGAACGGUAACACAG
Anoplopoma fimbria (sablefish) is the source of this 3036-nucleotide messenger RNA. RefSeq names its product CCN family member 1. Gene Ontology annotation, molecular function: protein binding. The transcript has 5 exons. The record is from RefSeq and is a predicted model, not a curated record. NCBI's taxonomy places the organism in Eukaryota, Metazoa, Chordata, Actinopteri, Perciformes, Anoplopomatidae. Gene Ontology annotation, biological process: signal transduction. Gene Ontology annotation, cellular component: extracellular region. Bases 186 to 1376 code for a protein of 396 amino acids.